This is a messenger RNA of Osmia lignaria (orchard mason bee), 12094 nucleotides long. RefSeq names its product La related protein (gene larp). Gene Ontology annotation, cellular component: cytosol; cytoplasmic stress granule. Gene Ontology annotation, molecular function: RNA cap binding. NCBI's taxonomy places the organism in Eukaryota, Metazoa, Arthropoda, Insecta, Hymenoptera, Megachilidae. Gene Ontology annotation, biological process: positive regulation of translation; mRNA stabilization. The record is from RefSeq and is a predicted model, not a curated record.
GCAUCGUAUGAUUUUUGAAUUCAAAAUAACCAAUGAUUCAUAAUAUUGAGGAGAAAAUAAAUGGUACUUAAAUUUUGCGGGUAAGAUAAAACAGGAAAUAGCGUGGCGCUACCUACAGGAGCGAGAAUAGAAUCGAUUAAACCGGAAGCUCCGUAGCCGCUCGCGUAAAGGCCAGGAGCAAGCGUUGGCCACAUGUGUUUUGCAGACCGCUUUUCCGUGGAAAAAGAUCGUCGAAAAUGCCGUGUUUACGUAAUCCGUGGUAACGUGACGUUGGAACGGUGCUCCUGAACUUGCUGCUGUUGUGACAAAAUUUUUAAGCCGAACACAAGCACACCAGGGAAGAUCCAUAAAAUAAGGAACGUGAGGAAGAAAAAUUACUUGUACUAACGAAGUGUACGCUGAUUGUCUACUAGUUUCCCUUUUGUACUUGGCACGCACGGUGUAUAUCCAUGGUGCAUCUUAUCAACACUUUUCAUCCGUAGAAGGUAGAUUUAAUCAUUGUUUAAUAAAUCUUCAUUGAACUAGAAAAUUCGUACCGGCUGAUUUUCGAUCAUCUUGUGAAAUCGCCGAGUCAGCGUGUUCUCAACUACGCAACUGAUCGCCUCGUGUAAUAUUAUAUUCGAAAUUCCUUAAACGUUCAGUUGGAUUAUAAGAGGAGUCAUUUUUUUUCGACGCUUUUCUCUAUUGGAUUUGAAAAAUAUUCUGACACGAGUGAAAUACGAAUUUCGGAUAUUCGGUAACGACCGCGUGUGCACACCGCACCUUCUGGAAAAAGCGAUCCCUCGUGACGAGUCUGAAGUGGGCGUUCUCUUGGCCGGUAAAGAACUAGCAGCUGGAAUUCUACGAUUAUCGUAGAAUUUUCGUUGAAUUCAGCUUGUUCGUGCAACAGCACGGACUUUAGAAGAGACAUGCGUCCGGUCCACGGCAUGGAGGAUGUCCCUAGAUUGGUGCUUUAAAGUCAAUUCGACGCAAGGAACAUUUCCGAUCUCUGAUCACGCAACGAGGUUGCUCGGGUAGAUUAAUGUGUCCGAGGGUGUUCGAGGUUCCUCGGGAUUCCUCGACUGCCUGAGAGGAAGCAACAUUUUGUAAAAGUUUCUCGAGUUAAAUCCUCGUGGUUCAGACCUCGUGUUUUGUCUUUCGGCGCGUACUAUUCAAGAUGGCGGCCAAGGUGGCCAGCGGCACUCAGGGAGGUACCGAUAGAGAGGAGGGCCCUGGGGUCUCUUACGCAAGUAUCCUUAAUCCUAAGAGUGGAACUGAAAAUCGGGUUGUUAAUAAGGGUAAUAAUAAGGAAAAUAUUAGCGGUCAAGUAGUUCAGCAACAGUCAGUACCGAUUAAAGAUCGUAUUGCUUCCCAAAGUCUAACUACCAAGGGAAAAUCUUAUCAGAGAAGCGAAAGAAGAUUUAAUCCUCAGAACAAACUGGAGAAGCACUAUGGAAAUGAAACACCAUCUCCUACUGAACAGAAACAAUUGCCUGUGCAGAAGAAAGCUCCAGCUGAACAACAACAAGAUAAUGUUGUUGGAAAUGAACAGAUGAACGGCGAUGUUGGCAGUGAUGGAGAAUUUCAAACAGUAGCACCAAAGAGUGCUAGGAGGAAAGAAAAAUUACGAGAACACCAACGUGAUCACAGAGAUCAACACAGACACCGUGAUCACAGGCAUCCUCUUCGUGGUCAUAAUGGAAGUAACGAGAGAUCUUAUAAGGAACGAGAUCGCGGGGACAGGGAUCAUUUUAUAGGAAUUAAAGAUGCGGUAAAAGAAAAAGAGGAAACAGAGACAGACUCUGAAAACCAAUCCUCAACACCAGUCAAAUAUGUAGAAGCUCCUCUACCUACUGUUAAUCCUUGGACCAAAAGCAAAAUGUUGACACCACCAGCAGCACCUGUAAAUUCAGUUCCUGCUGUACCUUCAGCAGUUGUACCACCUGCUGAGAAACAGACUGAGAAAGAAAAGAGGGUACUUCAACCGCAACAACAAGGGAUUGUUGAGAACGGUAUCAACGCAGGAAACCACCCUACCAUUGUUACAGCGUCAAAGGAUAGGAGAAAAUUUAAUCAAAAGGCGAGCGAUUUCUCAGACAUCGGUGAUUGGCCCUCAUUGGGAGCUCAAGGAGAUAAAAAGACAACUGUGACCGCGCCGAAGCAGAAUGGUGUGGUUGAACAAAAUACUGUUAAAGAAAGUAGUGGAACCCCUACUGAAAAUAGAGGGAAGGAGAACAAGGAGCAGAAUCACUGUCAGGAGGACAGUGAUGAAAAUACAGAUGUGACUGAAAAGAAAAAAAAAGUGAAUAAGCAAAAAUGGGUACCAUUGGAAAUAGAUAUAACGAAGAACCGAGGUAAAAGGGAACGCUCUCCAAAGUAUCACAAUCAAAGAGACAAAAGUGGAGACGACACAGAUUCUUAUAGAAACAGAGAACACGAUAGACCGACUUAUAAUACAAGAGGUGGACGGGGUGGCAGAAGUUACAGGGGCAGAGGAGGACGAGGUGGACGAGGUGCUUAUCGUGGUAGUUUUAGGCAUAGGCAAGACUAUUCAAAUUACACAGCAGAUUAUAUGCAGAUGCAUAAAUUCGGACAUCUGGAUCCUCCUUAUAUGAUGCCUUACGUAGGAACGUUUUAUUACAAUAGCACAAAUUGCGUCUUAGACACGGUAACGCUGAAGGAAUACAUAAGGAAUCAAAUAGAAUAUUACUUCAGCGAGGAAAAUCUUUUAAGAGAUUUCUUCCUGCGUCGUAAAAUGGACGCGCAAGGCUUUUUACCUAUUACUUUAAUAGCGUCCUUCCAUCGGGUACAGACUUUAACGAUGGACGUAGGACUCGUUAUCGAAGCGAUUAUGGGAUCGGAUAAGUUGGAAUUAGUAGAUGGAUUCAAGGUGAGAACAAAAAUAGAUCCUUUGAAGUGGCCGAUUUUGGACGCAGCCGGAAAUCCUGUAUUCUCGGAAUCGUCUGACAUUUCAAAUCCGUCUCAAAAUGAAGUAAUACUUUCCGCGUCCGAAUCGUCCGAUUUUUGCCCCGCUGCCAGACCCUUACCAACGAUUCCUAUUCCCCCAGUUCCACGUGUACUUCAAUCCAACCACAUUGUCUCAACAGUAGGAAGAGUCAGUGAAUCAGAAAGUGUAUCCUCGUCGGUAGGCGACAGUUUGAAUCCUGACGUGCCUGAGUUUAUACCAAAUGAAUUGACAAACAAGAAUAAUGAAGCUGUUGCGCCUAACAGUGAUAAUGAACCAGCAAAAACCGAGGAACAGUCGGAUGAACUGAAUAGCAUUCCAGCAUCGUCGAAUAACGAUGAUUCAGAGACGGUUUCGAGCAGUGAAUCAUCUAAAAUGUCAACAACGGUCAAGUGUUCUAGUCCAACCCAAGCGUCGGAAGUACAAAUUAAUGGAGACUCCCAAUCUGGCGUUAACGUUUGGAAAGAGGUAAGGCGAAGGGUGAAAUCAUCGCAUAAGGAGAGAAAUGAAGAAAGAGAGAAAAUUGAUAACGUUAAAAGCCAAGAAAGAGAAGAGUUGGACUUUCAGUUUGACGAAGAACUCGAUACUCCACCUCCAACUGGUCGUCACAAUGCCUUCUCUGAAUGGUCCGAAGACGAAGAAGAUAAUGAAUUGUCAGAUGGUGAUGUCAAUAAGCUAUUAAUUUUUACACAAACGACGGUAUCUAUGCCUACACGAAUUCCAAAACACGAGGGUCAUGAUCGAACUGGUGAUUGGACAACUAGGGUAAAAAUGACUCAAGAUCUUGAACAAGCCAUCAAUGAUGGAUUGUAUUAUUACGAAGAGGAUUUAUGGAUAAAAGAUGGUCAAAGGUAUGGAUCAUCUUCCUCAAUUGGAAGUUAUAAAACUGUUAAUGUGAUUAGUCAAGAAGAUUUUGAAAAAAUGGCACCCAAAAUGCCUAAGAAAGCUAAUCCAGAAGUUCCUCCGCCACCUCCUUCCGCGAUGGAUGAUCUCGAGGUAUCUCAUUCGCUUCCAACACAGGUGCCAAUAGGUUUGGACAAUCAAGAGAGAAGGAAUCGUCGAAUGGAUAGAAACCGGUGGAAUGACAAAUCAAGACUCGGUAGAAGUGGUAGAAGAGGGGUGGUUCCUCGUUUCUUCGCUGUAGUGAAGGACGAACCAUCGGUAGAUCCUAGAACACCCCGGAAAAGAAAAACACGACACAGUAAUAAUCCUCCUGUCGAACACCAUGUCGGUUGGAUUAUGGAUGUUCGGGAACAUCGACCGCGUACAUAUUCUACAGGAAGUAGCGCAGGAACAAGUCCAAACGAAGGUUACCUUGCAAGCAGUUAUGGAAGCGUACCGCAAUCUUUGCCCGCUUUCCAGCAUCCAAGUCAUGCUCUCUUAAAAGAGAAUGGCUUCACCCAGCAAGCUUAUCACAAGUAUCAUUCGCGUUGCUUAAAAGAACGCAAGAGGCUAGGAAUCGGUCAGUCUCAAGAAAUGAAUACACUUUUCCGUUUCUGGUCGUUCUUUUUACGGGAAAAUUUCAAUCGUACCAUGUACGAAGAAUUCAGAAGUAUAGCCAAAGAAGACGCGUCCGAAGGUUAUCGAUACGGUCUGGAAUGUCUUUUCAGAUUCUAUAGCUACGGUUUGGAAAAAAGAUUUAGACAUCACCUAUACAGAGAUUUCCAAAUCGAAACGAUACACGAUUACGAGACUGGUCAGUUGUAUGGAUUAGAGAAAUUCUGGGCGUUUUUAAAGUAUUACAAAUACUCCGAUCAACUUCAGGUAGAUCCAAAAUUACAGGAGUAUUUAUCCAAGUUUAAGAGCAUCGAAGAUUUCAGAGUGGUUGAGCCUCAAAUAAAUGAAAUGUUGCAAGGAUUUGCCGCCCACUCGCGAUCUCAGGCUGCAAAGAGACGCAACAGAAGCGUCUCCGAAAGUGCCGGGGAUGGCGAGGCUUCACCGACGAGUAGAGUUCGUCGAUUGUCUGGUGGUUCCAGUACCGUAACACUGCCAACCUUGGGUUCCGAAAACAAUCAUAACGCGUUGAAGCUUCGCGUUGAUUCGGUUAAUCUUUCUCAGCUUCGUAACAGAACCGGUUCGUUCGGUUCCGGCCGGUUAGGGCAUUCCAGAAGACGGAACGAUACCGCCUCCUCUUCGACCAGCCAACGUGAUUUGAAUAAACAGCCACCCCGAAGCAGACACAAUUCCGGUUCCUGUACGAAGCCGCAGGAGGUGAGCAAAUCUCAGUCCACUGCCAGAGAUCGGUUGCAAGCGACCUUCAAGUCUGAGCAGACGAAAUCGGUCACGAUCAAGACGGAGACCACGUUGAUCUCUCAAAAGUGAGAUCAACCGAAGGGUAAGUGCGCGCAAAGCACUUGCUCGAUUUGCUAAAUCGAUACGAACGCGUUCGCUCCUGGAAAUAUGAUACUUUGUGUUCUAAACAAAGAGACGAACAUUUGAAGUAAACCCAGGAGUACUGCUAAACGUGUAAAACUGUGAGCACAAAAACUUUUCUGUAUAUAGACAAUGAAUGUCAGGUCCUUGACGUUGAGGAUCGUUAGGAAAGAAUAUAAGUGAAACACCCCUGUGGACGAAGGUGAGAGAAAGAAGGAUACCUUCGUCAACGAGACAAAAAGUUCAUCGAGCUGUUUUUAAGGUAGUUCGUUAAGGUUGUAUUUACGGAUAUAUAUAUAUAUAUUCGGCUGUUCUUGCUUGCAUCAGGAUUGUACUGAAUUAAACUUUGCUCAGUUGUCCUGUUAGGAUGCUCGUUAAAUACCGUAGCGGAAAUGAGAAGGACCCAGAGUGGACGAGUAAAUGAAAAAUCCAGGUACGAUAGCGUGUACGUUUGAUAAGGUCAGUUUGAAUUCAUACGUUUGCUUUAAAUGAUCGUUCGAGCGAAUUUCUUUUCUUUUUUACGAAGAGACGUGACACGAAGUCACAGGUUUGUCAUCGUUCUUCAAACACCUAAUUCGUUACCGAUAACAAUUGAAAAAUGAAAAAUGCUUUUCUGAUUAUUUUUUAUUAUUCCAUUGUUAUUAUCACAUUUAUCGAGGGUGAUUUAUAAUGAAAUUUUUAUACCUGAAUAGGUAUAAAAAUUCCUCGUGAUUUUCAAAGUGAACGGUACUAAAUAUUGUCUCUUUAAUUAUUGACAUACUUAAGAAUAUAAUUGAUCGUACUCAAAAUUCUCAUUUCGAAUGGACACUGACACUUCAAGUUACUGAGAACGUCAAAAUGUACAAAUAUUUAACGGCAGCGUUUGAGCUGGUUUCGAUUUUUAAAUUUACGAAACAUAUCACGCGUGUGGUUUUUGUUACUCGUCAUUUUUCAAUACCAAUAACUGUACUGUCUUCGUGUAAUUUGCACAAAGUGUUGAAUUACUGGCCAGGAAAAGUUCUAAAAGAUCCGUCGAUUUAAGUGAACGUUUAGUUACACGGGAAAAUAAUUAGAUUGUUAAACGACAUCAGUGCUUAAAGGGUCGAGUCAAGUGAACCUUUCAAAAUUACACACGAGGUUGUAUAAAAGUUGAUAAAUGAAACGUACUCAGUUCGUGGCCGGUGCACAAUGAAUUAUUAUUAGUUUUAAGUAUAGAAAUGUACAAGGCUAUUUUUUUCUUUUUUUUUAAUUAAAAUACACUUAAUUCUGUUAAUGCUGAUAGAAAAGAACUAUUACCAAGGAUCAGUUACCAAUGGUGAACAAUUAUGUCAAUUUUAGAUACAUAAUACUUUGCUUCGUUUUACUUGCACUGUCAGUGAGAAAAAAAGUCAAUUUUAUCAUCAAAAACGUUCUCAGCCAUGUGUGCUUUGACUCGUGGACUCAAAACAUAGAGCUUCUAAUCAAAUUUCUUUGUGAAUCCAUUUCUCCAAUUCUUUGUGAAUCCGAAAAAAGGCACAUUUGUCUACUUUUUGCCCUUUCGCAUAGACUGUGAACACAAUAACUUGGACUAUUGCUGGCCAAGAGUCGCUUUUCCUUUAAAAAUAAUCACGAUUCAGAAAUAAGUUUUACGUAUAGAUUAUAUUUCUAUAAAUCUAACGAGUGUACAAUUAAUCUAGAAAAUGAAAAGGAUUGGACUUCCCUUGUGAAUCAAAGUAAUUAAAAGCAAAAUGAAAUAUCUAAGAUCUUUCACUUGGAUAAAAGAAACACGUACAAUUGUUUGCAAAGUACUACUGGUUUUAUAAAGAAUGCAAAUUGAGUAGUUAGAAUUUAUUAGAAAAAUAGUCAAAGCAUUGCUUGUUAAAUUGACGAAAACUUAAUGAAUUUUAUUGUUUACGAGGAACAACAGAAAAAGCACAAAGCAAUUAGAAAAAGAAUCCUGAGAGACGAAUGGCUGGCUCAUUCUCUGGAUACCCAGUGUUCUCAGUUUCUUUUUUUUUCAGAAUGCGAAAGGGUUGAAAAGUCGACAUAUUACACGCAUAACGAAUGCUUUACACUCUUUGAAACAUGAUGUUCUAGCUUUUUAAAUGGUACUAGUCACGCACUGAGUCAAAUGCAGUCGAAAUGCACCGUUCUGAACUUCAGUCGACCGAAUAUCGUGCUUGUAACAAAUCCAACAAGUCGUAUAAUUGUAACACCGUAGUAGUUCUCUUGAAAUUGUUUGUAACAAAGUUGAGUUUCUUUUCUGAAAACUUGAUUAUUCGCCUCAUAGCGAAAGAGAUCAUCUUCGUUUGCAUUCUUCAUUGACGGAGUACUUACAACAGAACAAUUUAUCCAGAUAGGAUGAAAGAUUUCUUGUUCAUAUGUUCCUUAACACGUUUGGAAAUUUUGAAUGAUUGAAAGCAUCAAGGUUUCGCUCUUUUCCGUGGCUACGAAUUAUUUUUUUUCUUUUAAUAUCCAGAUGAUACUUCUUUUUUUUUCUGUUUUUUUUUAUUUUUUGUUUUAAAUAUUUGGAUAAAUCGUUAGUUAAAUCCAUAGAGAAAUCUUGACGAUGAUCAAGUAGAUAGCAAUAUUGCAAUUAGCUACCGGAACUUAUUGAAAUUUCUUUUUUUCAGUGGCGUUAAAAAUAGAAAAAUGAAUUUAAUCGCGCGUCGAACUUCGUCCGAGUUCUGUUUAGCCAGAAGCCACUGAGGAAAUUUUCAAAUGAAAUUAGCAAUAUUAAUGUUUCAUCUAUUGGAACUUACUUUCUCAACUUUUCAAUGGCUCAAGAGAGAGAUUUUAUCCUCCAGAGAAAGGAUAGGAAAUUUUGUAAUAGAAAAUAUGACAAAGACUACCUUAAGCGAUACGGUAUGGUUUCGUUACCAUCUGAAAAAUUGAUAAUCUUUCAUGUGUUCAUUAGUUUCGUGAAACGGCAAAGAAUAUUUUCAUUCUUUCCACGAUCGUUUAUACACAUCCAUGCAAUUAUCUCAGAGCAGAAAUCGACCUAACUUUUUACAUUUUCAAGAAUUUGCAUGUAUCUUCUAAUUAUGUGAUCCUCUCAAAGUGAAUAACAGAAAUAUACAAUUAUUUAUUUAUUAGAUGAGAGUAAUAUCAACUCAAAUCAGAAUGGACAUACGAAUGCAAAGUGUCAAUAGACGAAUAACAAUAAGCUCUCUGCAUUCAUACAGUUUCUUCCCUCCAUCGUCUUCCCAUUGAAUCUUUGCUAGAACCAAAACAUGAAGUUCAUAUUACAGUUUUCCAAACUUCAUCCACAACUUUAUUUUUGCACCAGAAAUAUAUCGACAAGGUUCACAGAUUCACUUAGCUAGUACUUGUUGCCUCUUUGAAUCAAUUAUAAUUGUAAAAUACACAAGGGUGUCUGAAGAUGAUGGCCUCCUUAAGUAAUACAUUUUCAGUAUCUGAAAACUUUUAACAGAGAAUCCUUAAGUAAUUAAAAAGACCAUUUUUUUCAUAGACACCCUACAGAUUCAUAAUUGUGCAAGUCCUUGAGAUGCUAAACUCGUUCUAACGAAAAAUCAAAAAGACGAUCUAAUUGUCUUUGGAAAUAGUGAUAUGAUUUUAGAGUUCCUAUAUACCCCGUUCGAAUUAACGAUCAAAGGAUUAUUCAUUGCUUUCCAAUCGAUAAUUGUUUGCAUCAGACUUCCGGUUCGUAAGGUGUUAAUACACGAUCAUGACUCGUUAUAAUUUCCUGUUAAACUUCUGUUUUCUUAUUUAUCUUCAAUUUCAUGCCAUUAAAAUCCCGUGAAAAUAUACAGUAUUACAAUAGUUUCAAAAUUAACUGGUCAUCUUUCAAGUCACUCGAUCGUGUUCUUUUUUUACUUUAUGUAUAACAGGGGAAAGAAUGGCAAUCGGUCAAAAUUUGACCCUUCAUUUUCAUUGACUGACCGACCAUUUAAACUUAGACGAAAUAUCGAGCGGACGAAGAUCGAUUAGCACAACGCGAAUACUAAAAAUACGGUGCCAGAAGUUUAAAAAAUAAUUUAAAAAAAAAAAGGAAAAAUGUCCCGCGGUUACUUUACGUACAUAACAGUCUCCGUUUUGCCAUUUUGUACACGGUGACACUUGUAGAAUUAACUAGGCUAGCUUUUAAGCGAAUGACGAUUCUCUACUUUAAAAAAGAAAAAAAAAAAAAAGAAUAAAAUGUAAUAUUACAAAAGGAAAAAAAAUGAAUGAUCGUAGGAUUAAUCGAAGUAUGAUUAGAAAUAAUGAUAGAUUUUUCAUAGUGAUCGCUCAUGAACGCGGAUUUUGUAUAUUAAAUUAAUUCACCCCCUUAUCGUACUCUACCGUUUAAGAACGAUUCAUUUGAAAAUUGUUUAAACAAUUUCUUACGUAGUCUUUAAAUCGAUAGUGAAAUUUCUAAAAACAAUAAUAUAUAAAAAUAUAAAAUUACGUGUCAGUGAACACUUUCGUUACAAAAGAUUGUUAUAGUUGAAUAUGAAUAGAAUUAUUUAUAGUUUGCAAGUAUUCUGGAUAAUCUAGAUAAAUAAAUCAUUUCUUUUUUUUUUUUAGAAUGAUUUAAUCCCUUGUCUUAGUUAUUUAUUGUUACAGUGCUAGAGUAAAAUAAAACAGUAGACUUCAUUUACGAUGGAGAUUUAUGGAUUAUAAUGCUACCACUCUUUGCUUUCCUUCGAUUAAUACCGUGUGGGGCUUAUGGUGAAUAUCUUUAUCAAUUAUUUUUCAAUGUUUCAUCAAUAUUGUUCUAUGUUUAUCAGAAGUUUAAUAGGUUUAAUAAGCUCUGGCAAUUGUUGAAGAAAAUGAAAUCUUGUGUUCAAAUCUGUGCUCUGAAAUGUGAUAUGAAACUAGAGGGGGUAGUUUAAUCGUGUUAGUGGAAAAUAGAAUACCGAUUGUACUUUACAUCAUUGUUGUUUAAUAAAAAAAUCCUGCUUCCAAUAGACAAUGAUACUUUGAUCUCAACGUGGAAUCCAAGAUACAUUUGGCUGCCACGAAACUUAAUAACAGAAAGAAAUAAUAAUAAAAUGGUACGAUAAGGGGUUGAAAGUGAUCUACGAGGAUGGGUCGAAAUGUUUUCUUUUCAUUUCAUUAAAGAAAAUAAACGAGUUACCAUUUUUAUUCAACUAAAUUAUACAAAAUAUGAAAGCUUUAUUUAUACAGAGAUAAUAGUGAAAAAUUAAUUAAAAGAAUCAGAAAAGGACAGAGCAUUUCAACUCACCCUCGUACAUUUCUCCACAAACGACGAUUCUAUAAAAUAAAUGUAAAUAAUUUUUACCGGAAGUCCUUGGAAUCACGUCACCAGGCCAAUACCCUGUUAUAAAGGGGAGAAAAAAAAAAAAAUAAAAAAAGAUAGCACAUAUUGCAAGUUCUUAUACUGUUACUUAUAUACAUACAUACAUAUAUAUUCUAUAUAUAUAUUCUAUAUAUAUGUAUUUUGCUAAUAAAAUAUUAAUUUUACACUUAAGGCUUAUGCUAAACGUACACUCACAUGGGUGGGGGAGGGGGUUGUCAAUAAAGCGGGGUUAAAAAAAGAAGAUUGCGUGUUUGGAAAGACAAUGUUUCCUAUAGAAAAUGUACUCCAUAACAGUUUCGUGCACGUGGUUUGUCACCAAUUGAAUUUCAUUGGCACGAAAUGUCGAGGAGAUUCAAGCUGGAUUUUGCAAACCUCAUUUAAAUCGUACAUUAUUUUAUAGACUAUAUUGUUCCUAUCUUUUACAAACACGAAUUGAAAAUAUUACGAUUAUUUAUUUAACGAGAAUUUAUCUUUUCCGUUGUUACGAUGAUCUCGUGUUUCAAUCGAUUUUGGCUCACAUAAAUUUUUACACUAAUUAAAUAUAAAUAGUCUUAAUGAACAGCGGGAUAUACCAAACGCCGUGAAAAUAAUAGACGAAAUUUGGCAAAAAAUGAAACUGGCGGGACUUUGCGAGGGAAAUGCAGCCUCGUUGAGAUGAAAAUGGUCGAAGAGAAAGAAAAAAUUCUUUUAUUUCUCCUUUUUAUAAAUUUAUACGCUUCAAGGGUUGCAGGGAAAAUGAUGGAAGAUUUUCAUUCGCGCGGGUAGUGCCUUCGACUGAAAUGUAUCUUCAACACUCGCCAGUUAGUUCUUCGGUUCUUCUAAUUCUGCUCUGGAUUUAAAAAAGGUGCCUGACUGAAAAAAAAAAUACCAAUUUCGAGCAUUUUUUCACUCGAGCGAUCAAUGCUUCCAGUGGUAUGAAACCAUAGAAACAUGGCAUCAAUUUCAUAAUAUAAUUAACGAACUAACACUGAUUUCCAAGUUUCAAUUAUUUUAUGUUAUCGCCGUAUAUUCGUGAUUUCAAACCACUGUAAAGCUUCACGAGACAGAACUGACGAAAAAUCCGCAGAGAAACGUUUAAAGACUAUCAUAGCUGUAUUAAUCGAUAACGAGAAACACGCCACCUAAUUAAUUUCCAAUAAAUAAUAAAAAAACGUAUUUAUUCACAGCGAACUCGCCGUGUCCUUUAAAUAAAACAACCAGGCGAUUAAAUUCGGUCAUUUUCGCUAGAAUGGAGGAUAAACCGAUGUAUUUUUUCAGAUAUAGACGAGCACUUAGACAAUGAUAGAUAGUGGUUUCUUACCGAUCUGAACGUACGACGAUCUUUUUUGCAUAAUACACGAUUUAAAAAAUUGGAGAAAAAAAAUAAAAAAUAAAAAAAUAAACGACGUCGAGCAGACUUCGACCAUGUAAAUAACGGUAUACAUAUAUUAGCGUAAUGAGCAAUAUACAUAAAAUAAUAAUAUAGAAAGGUGAAAAAUACGUGCGCGAGGAGCAAUUGUGUAUGCGUGUGUGUGAUUGAAUACACGGAGAAAGCAAAAUGAAAAAAAAAAAAUAUA